AGUUCUGUCGAGUUGAUCUGUUGACGUAUACAAAACACGCAAAACACGUUGUUUACAGUUUUCACGAUUUUCACGGAUAUUGGAGCGUUUCGAAUUUAGGGCGGCCUGGAAUUUGAGGUAAUCAAGAGUGCCAGUCAUGCCAGUGCUUGAGGAAGCAAUUACCAACAUUCGCUCUGCCAUUGAAGCUGGGCGCACUGAUAUUCUUCGAGCCUUGAUUGAGGCAUGUGAAGAGUGCGAGCAGGCGGACACGGAGCACGUGACGAAGCGGCGCGUGCUCUCGGGCCUGUGGACGGCCGACGGCACGCUGCUGCACCUGGCCACGCGGCUGGGUCGGCCGGACGUGGUGCGCGCGCUACUGUACGCCGGUGCCGAUCCGGGUCUGCAGAACGCCGACGGCGACACGCCCGUCCAUCUGAGCGCCUCCGACACCAUGCGCAGUGUCUACACUGACGAGCUGUUCAAGGCCACCGCGCAGUCCAACGAGGGCCGCGUGUGUCAGCUGCUGGCGGCCGGCCUGGCGGUCAACACGUGGGACAGCCCGCUCAGUCGCAACACUCCCCUGCACUGGGCGGCCAACUUCGCCAGCCGCGACAUGGUCUCCUGUCUGACAGACCGGGGCGCGCACGUGAACGCCGUGAAUGCGGACGGCGCCACGCCGCUGCACGAUGCCGUGCGCCGGGGUCAGCUGGACGUCAUUGAGGAACUGCUGCAGAGCGGCGGCAACCCGCUGGCCAGGGCCACAGAGGGGAAGUUUGCGCAGCGCUCUCCGACAGAUCUGGCCGCCGACCACCCGGAGGUCCUGGCCCUGCUCACCCGGUACAGGGUCACGGCAGAGAGCUCCCGCGGUCAGGGCGACGGAGCACCGGGCGGAGCCGAGCGAAAGGUAUCUCAGAGCGAGCGGCACUCGUCGGCGCCCAUGUCUCCCACGUCCACCCACUCGGGUCCGCCGGAGCGGGAGCGGGCGGCGCGGCUGGACAGCGUCGGAUCGCUGACCUCUCUGCUGAGCGACCUGACGGCGGCCGGCGCGGCGGCCGAGUCGCCGCCGGCGCCGAUCAGCCCCGCCGACACCGACCGGGAGACAGAGCUGUGCGGCAGCGGCCUGCUGCGGCCGGUCCGGCCGCUGGUGACCGACCAGCGUCUCCACCUGCUGUGGCCGCAGCCGCAGCGUCUCGAGCAGCUGGACGGACCGCCGUUCUGCCCCUCCGAGACCAUCACCGUGGCGCUGGCGCGGAGCUGCGGCGCCGAGCUGCACAGGAUCCUGGACACGUGGGACGUGUACCGGUCCGAGUUCUCCUCACUGGGCUACACGGUCCGGAUGGCCGGCGUGCAGAGCCGCUGUCCGGGCGGCCAGCUGGCCUCGGACGUACUCUGUACCGUGUCCGACCGGCUGGUGGCAGCGCCCGAGGGCUACAGCCUCACCGUCAGACAUAAACAGGUGCGGGUGUGCUGCGGGGACGUGUCGGGCUUGCGCGGCGCCAUCAGCAGCCUGCUGCAGCUGCUGCGGCUGUACGCCGGAGACGGCUGCCCGCAGCUUCUGAUCUCCGACCGGCCGCGGCUCGCCCACCGCGCCCUGCUGGUCGACCUCUCGCCGCACGGACGGGUGCCCAAACUGGACUCGCUCUGUCACCUGGUGGACACUCUGGCCUCACUCAAGAUGAACCAGCUGCACCUGUUCCAGCGGUUCGGCGCCGCCGGCACUCAGCUGCCCUACUCGGCCACUGAGCUGGUCUCCCUGGACCGGUACUGCUCGGACCGCGGCGUCUCAGUCGUACCCGCCCUGGAGGUACCCGCCGGCACACCAACCGAGGCGCUGCACGCGGCGCGAGCCGACAUGGACGCCUUCAUCGGCUGCUUCUCCAAUGUCAGACACGUGCACCUGGGGCCGCACCUGAGCGGCCUGCUGGCCGCGCCGGGCGGCGAGCAGCUGCUGUCGCUGCUGCCGCUGCCGGCCGGCGCGGCGCCGCUGCUCUGCGCCAACUCGGUGCGCGUCGCCACAGAGGCCGACUGCCUGCCCGGAGACGUGGUGCUCGUCGAGUACGGCUUCCAGGCGGACUACGACUUCAGCGCGCCGUGCCAGGCGGCGGCGGCGGCCGGCCUGCCGCUACUCAGCGCUGCCGGUACGGCCGCCUGGGGCUCACUGGCCGGCUGCCCGGAGGCGGCCGUACUGAACGCGGCCAACGCGGCGCGCGCCGCCGCCGAGCUGAUGGGCGCCGGUCUGGUGAUGGCCGACUGGCGGGCGGAGGGCGAGCUCGGACAGAGCGUCUUCUCACUGCCGGGACUGGUGGCUGCCGCCGGACUCGCCUGGAACCCCGACACUCCUGUGGAGUUUGUUCUGGGCGCACUGGCCGACCUGCUCAACUGGCACGUGCUCAGAGACCCGGAGGGAGUGCUGGGACGCGCUGUCGUCGAACUGGGACGAGCAGAGACCUUCUGUCUGCGAGCGGCGCGCGGCCAGCACGAGGGCGGCGUGUGCAGCCUGCCGCCGCCGGACGGUAGCACCCUGCAGCGGCUGCUGGUCGACCCCGACACCGUCUCCCUGGAACACAUCACACUGGAGGCCAUUAACAAAACGCUGAAGCGCGUGCGGCACACUCUGAACAGCGUGCCGUCGGCCCGGCCGGGCCACCCGGAGGGCGAUAAGCUGGUGCGGGAGGUGCACCUGACCGCCGAGCUGAUGGCUACCGCCGCGCGGAUCGGCCGAGCGCUCAUCUCUCUGGGCACCAACCCUCACAGCAACCUGGGCUACUCGGUCAUCAACUUGGGCGUGGCCAACCUGGCGCCCACCUUCUGUACCGACACCGCCAACAAACUGCUCAGUCUGGUGGAGCAGUACCGCCAGCUGUGGCUGGAGCGACACCAGCCGGCCGGCCUGCAGCGCUCCCUCCUCGUGCUCACGGGCCUUCUGCAGAAACUCAUACCGGAGACGGCGCGCGCCGACAGCCUCCAGUAGACCGGCAGAGACACCUGGCGGCGGCGGCGCACACUGCAACUGCCGGCGGCCGCCGCAGGAGGGGACUUUCAGCACCGAGAGGCUAGAGAAGCAGAUAUGCGGUCCCUCAGGACACAGAGGGCACCGUGCCGCAUCGUGUGAUUGUUACAUGCUUAAACGCCUGCUUAAGCACAACAUGCUUAAAUGCUUGCUUAAGCACAGCGCUGUUAUUUAUUUGAACGUGCCUGCUUUGCUGUUAAUGCAUUCCGGCUUUGCGCACAUUGCAGGCGUCGUGGUGUUGCUGCCAGUCGAAAUCGCUUUUUUUCUUAUGCCUGGCACAAAUCAGAUGGUUGUUGAAGCAUUUUCAGUAGCUUGUUCUGCCCAUCUAUUGUAGAGAAUCUGGCUUAAUAUCUGUGCAGAGGGCUCUUGGGUAUGUUGUAGCGCAAGUCACUAAACCCGCUAGCCAUGCUGCUGUUUGUUAUAUCGGCAAUAACGGCUGAUACUGAAAACAUAUCUAUCGGGAGGGGGCUACACACAGAGGCUAUGAGCGUUUACGGGACCACCAUCUAUGCAGAGAUAUUGUUUUGCUAGUUGCACCAGCACCGGCGGGUCUGAGGACCCUACUCGCGCAGCCCGCUGCCUCGGCAGAGUCCACGCUCGUUUUAGCCGUGGAGCGUGGCCGGGCGGCGGGCUGGGGCUGCCGACGGGCUACCGUUCCGUGUUAGAGCUCGGCGGGCGCCUGACGCGGCCCGCGCCCGGCGUCCUGUGUGAUACCCGGGGCCCCUAUGACACGAGUGUGAUAGCCCGGUGUCCCCGUGUUAGUGUGAUAGCCGAGGCACCGGUGUGACCAUUUGGAGGGAGCGUCGAUAGGCGUCUGUGUGUGUGAUAGCCGCCCCCGGGCCGCGGGCAAUUAACUGAGCAGCCGCCUGGCCCCGGGGCCGCGGGCAAUUAACUGAGCAGUGGUGGUGGAGCCCAGCAGUGGUUGGCAGGGUAUUUAUUAUCAGUUAUUUAGUUUUAAGUUCAGCAUUUCUGGUGACACUGCCGCUUCAUUCCUGUUUUCUCUGAAAAUCGGUUGUCACGCUCUCAAAUCUAACCUGUUCUAAUAGCUGCGAAUGGUAAACUUGACAUUGGUACUGUUGUUCAGAGAGAGAGCUCCAGUCGCCGUCACCGUUUGUUGGGAACCUGUCGAACCCAGUCACAGUAUUAUGAGGAUGUCGUUCCAGCACAGCGCUGCCCCCACUGGACAUUACCAGGCGCCGGCAUGGUACACCGCGCACUUGAUACUGUUCGUUUUCUACUUUCGUUACUUUUGUGUAUUUCCACUCGAUCUGCUUUUGGAGUGUGUUACUCCGUGCCUCUUUUUAAUACACCAGUAUCGUGA
Molecule: messenger RNA, 4310 nt
Organism: Amphibalanus amphitrite
Lineage: Eukaryota; Metazoa; Arthropoda; Thecostraca; Balanomorpha; Balanidae
Exons: 20
Coding region: 137-2950 (937 amino acids)
Biological process (GO): glycosaminoglycan metabolic process; carbohydrate metabolic process
Cellular component (GO): membrane
Molecular function (GO): beta-N-acetylhexosaminidase activity; protein binding
Source: RefSeq, a predicted model, not a curated record